GGUCAAAGGAAUGAGCGUAGGGGAAGCCAAGUUUGGGUCACAUGCUUUUUGAUCGUCGCCCAAUUUUGCACCAAAAUUUCUUGUUCUGGUCAGUUUUGGUGUAGUCGAUUAUCGGAAAAAAGAGGGGAAAAAUCAGCGUGAUAUUGAUACAAAUCGGAGAAAUUGGAGUUGGGAUUUCGGCGGGGGAUGGCGAAUUUGUACGUGCGGGCGGUGCCGACGACGGAUCUGAAUCGGAAUACGGAGUGGUUCACUUACCCCGGCGUGUGGACCUCAUACAUCCUCAUAUUGUUCUUCUCGUGGCUGGUGGUGCUCUCUGUUUUCGGGUGCUCCCCAGGCAUGGCGUGGACCAUCGUUCAUCUUUCACAUUUCCUUGUGACUUAUCAUUUCUUCCAUUGGAAGAAGGGGACACCUUUUGCAGAUGAUCAAGGCAUCUAUAAUGGGUUGACAUGGUGGGAACAAGUAGACAGUGGCAAACAGCUCACUCGCAAUAGGAAGUUUCUGACGGUUGUCCCUGUAGUGCUGUAUCUAAUAGCAUCGCACACGACUGACUAUCAACAUCCAAUGCUGUUCUUCAACACUCUGGCUGUCUUUAUUCUUGUGGUGGCCAAAUUUCCAAACAUGCACAAAGUCCGUAUCUUCGGAAUCAACCAAUGACUUUAAGUCCAACCCAUCAAAUAUCCCACUUUUGCUAAAAAUUCUUGGUUGAUACAUCUCUUCAUAGUUCUCAGCAAAGGAACUGGAAAGGGUAAUUCGGAUAUCAUUUGCUAAACCUCUCAGAAGCUGGAUAUUUUCUGUAUGAACUUGCAAUUCAACUCUGGAGUUUGAUUUAGCUUCACAAUUAUUUCUUAUAUUCCGGUUUUACCUCAUUUUACAACAGAGCUGUAGUAGCAUAUUUAUAUUCCUAAUGGGUUGCAUAUCCUUCAUCAGUCUGUUGAUGUUCCAAGUUCUAGCGGCUGGUAUUGUAUAAGAAUAUUCUUUCGAGAAAAGAGACCCAAGAGUCUGCAUUCUGUAUGCAUUUUGAAUUAUCAAUAUUCUUAAUUUUUUGGGUU
This is a messenger RNA of Andrographis paniculata, 1049 nucleotides long. RefSeq lists its product as uncharacterized. Gene Ontology annotation, biological process: negative regulation of ceramide biosynthetic process; ceramide metabolic process; intracellular sphingolipid homeostasis. Lineage: Eukaryota; Viridiplantae; Streptophyta; Magnoliopsida; Lamiales; Acanthaceae. The transcript is spliced from 3 exons. The record is from RefSeq and is a predicted model, not a curated record. Bases 187 to 654 code for a protein of 155 amino acids. Gene Ontology annotation, cellular component: endoplasmic reticulum membrane.